CAACAGAAGAUCCCCAAAAUGGACGCCUCCGUCGUCGCCAUCGCCGGCGAUGGAGACGAGGUCGACCGCCGACGACCCCUCCUCGCACCCACCAACGAGAUUCACCCCUACCCCGAACCCCCCUUACCGCCGCAGCCGCCAGGGACCGACGCGAAGCCCGAGCAGCAGAAGCCGCAGCGGGUGGCCUCGCUCGACGUGUUCCGCGGCCUCACCGUCGCCAUGAUGAUACUCGUGGACGACGCCGGCGGGGCGUGGCCGGGGAUAAACCACGCGCCGUGGUUGGGGGUGACCGUGGCGGACUUCGUCAUGCCCGCCUUCCUCUUCAUCAUCGGCGUCUCCGCGGCCCUCGUCUUCAAGAAAACACCAAACAAGAUAGCGACAUCUAAGAAGGCUGCAUAUAGGGCUAUCAAGCUUUUCAUCUUGGGCAUAAUUUUGCAAGGAGGAUACAUUCAUGGACGACACAAUUUAACUUAUGGCGUUGAUUUGGAUCAUAUUCGAUGGCUAGGUGUGUUACAGAGAAUAGCUAUUGGGUACUUUCUAGCAGCAAUAGCUGAGAUUUGGCUCGUCAACAAUACUUUGGUGGAUUCACCAGUAUCAUACAUGAAGAAAUACUACAUGGAGUGGAUCAUGGCCAUAAUGAUUUCAGCUCUUUAUAUCAGCUUAGUAUUUGGCCUUUAUGUUUCAAAUUGGGAAUUUAAAGUUCAAACUAGCAAUUCAACCUUUUCAAAUCCAAGCAAUGAAGUAGGAUUCAAAACGAUCCACUGUGACGUUAGAGGUAGUCUUGGACCCCCUUGCAAUGCAGUUGGCUUCGUUGAUCGAUUUUUGCUCGGUGAAAAUCACCUGUACAAGAACCCUGUCUACAAAAGGACUAAGGAAUGCAGCGCUAACUCCCCUGAUUAUGGACCACUUCCUCCAAAUGCCCCAGACUGGUGUCUUGCUCCAUUUGAUCCCGAGGGUUUACUAAGUACGUUGAUGGCUGCAGUGAGUUGCUUUGUUGGGUUGCAUUUCGGGCAUGUUUUGAUUCAUUGCAAGAAUCAUUCACAGCGAAUGAUGUCAUGGCUGGUGGCUUCAACAGUGUUAACAGUCUCAGGGUUUUUACUACAACUAUUAGGUAUGCCUUUCAGCAAACCUCUCUAUACAGUGAGCUACAUGUUGCUCAGUGGUGGAGUGUCUGGAUUCCUUCUGUUGGUGCUGUACUACGUAGUUGAUGUUAUGCAUAUCAAGAAGCCAUUAGUUCUGUUCCAGUGGAUGGGCAUGAAUGCGCUUAUAGUCUAUGUCCUGGCAGCUUGCGAGCUCUUCCCUACACUUAUUCAGGGAUUCUACUGGCGGUCGCCUGAGAACAACCUGGUGGAUGCAACCGAGUCUCUGCUCCAGAUCAUCUUCCAUUCGGAACGUUGGGGAACACUGGCGUUCGUCCUCGUGGAGAUAAUUUUCUGGUGUCUGGCCGCCUGCUUCCUCCACAUGAAAGGCAUAUACCUGAAACUGUAGACACAUUUACGCCCUUGUGUAAUAUUGGAUUGACACACCCUUUCGCCCUUUGACCUAAUGUUGAUAGAGCUACUGGUUCAUAAAAUUAAUGUGUUUGAACAUGGUCCAUUGUAUGAUGCAAGUGGAGUCCCACCAAGAUCCCACUUAUAGUUCAUUUUGUGAUUUCUGCAGUUCAAAUUGUGGCCAAAAUUUUGAACUAGAAAUCACAAAAUGAAGUAUAAGUGAGAUUUUCGCGGGAUCCCACUUGACACCUUAGUUGUAUCGCAUUUGUACAUAGGAAGUUGUCAAUGAUGGGCAAGUUUGGUUGGUUGCUCCA
Lolium rigidum is the source of this 1804-nucleotide messenger RNA. RefSeq names its product heparan-alpha-glucosaminide N-acetyltransferase-like. The transcript is spliced from 13 exons. NCBI's taxonomy places the organism in Eukaryota, Viridiplantae, Streptophyta, Magnoliopsida, Poales, Poaceae. The record is from RefSeq and is a predicted model, not a curated record. The coding region runs from base 19 to 1488 and encodes 489 amino acids.